This is a messenger RNA of Brienomyrus brachyistius, 2820 nucleotides long. Its product is annotated as rho GTPase-activating protein 40. Bases 126 to 2087 code for a protein of 653 amino acids. Gene Ontology annotation, biological process: regulation of actin filament polymerization; signal transduction; regulation of small GTPase mediated signal transduction. Gene Ontology annotation, cellular component: cytoplasm. Lineage: Eukaryota; Metazoa; Chordata; Actinopteri; Osteoglossiformes; Mormyridae. Gene Ontology annotation, molecular function: GTPase activator activity. The record is from RefSeq and is a predicted model, not a curated record. The transcript has 15 exons.
GGCACUGUCCUCGCUCGCAGCGUGUUUACGCCCUGAGACAGUCAUACGGGGGAAGCAGCUUGCUGGCGAGCAGACGGCCUGUCGCUUCCUGCCAUUCGCGGCGCGCCGGUGGCCCCAAGACCAGGAUGCCGUGGGGAAGAGGUGCCUCCCAGGCCUUGCUACAGCUGGCCGGCAGAGUUAGCGAGCGCCCGGGGGCCAGACGCUCCAGCCACUCCGAGAUGAACGAGGAGCCCUGGGCCACCUCCCAGGACCAGGCCGCCGCUGACCUCACGCCGUCCCCGGCGCGCCCGGAUAAGCUGUGCCUGGACUCCUUCUGGAGCGAGGUAGAGACCAUCCGGCAGGGCGGCUCCUACAGCGAGUCGGACGGCGCCCGGCGCGACUCCAAGAACUCAGAAGAGGGCGAGCAGGAGGUGCAGUGGCUGCAGGACGCCGGGCUGUCCACGCUGAUCAGUGGCGUCGACGGCGGCCACGAGGACGAGGUGGAGAAGGCGGUGCUGCUCUCCACCCUGACGCGCACGCAGGCCGCCGCCGUGCAGCGCCGCCUCGACUCCUACACCUGCUCCCUGCGCCGCAGGAACAAGCCCUCACCGCGGGACGUGCGGGACGUAUUUGCCCCGCUCACCGCCCCGACCACUGUGCCGGAAUCUCAGUACGCUGAGCAUCGCAGUCCCGAGAGCAGGAUGGAGACCCCUCCGACAGCCGUCAGUGUGGAGCCGCAGGUAGGGACUCAGAGGGAGGAGAUCUUCAUAACAGACAUUGCGUAUUGCGAACAGGCAGCCAUCCUCCUCAAACAGGCCAAGCUGCCGCAAAACAGCACCUCCCGCAGGAAAGAUGACGGCACUCUACCCAAGGUGAUCUGCCCCCAGUGUCGGCUGGGCGUUACCCACAUCCAGGACCUGUCCCAAGCGGACAUGAAGAAAGUGCGGCAGCUGGCUCUCAUCGACAUGACCGCCCUGUGUGAUCUUCUGGAGCUGGAGGUCAAGAGGCACAAGACCUGCAAGAGGAGGAUGCCAGAGGGCGCCCUCUUCGGGGUUCCUCUGGCCGUGCUGGUGGAGAGCGAUCAGAAGCUGAAGUCCUGCACCUCUAUCCCUCUCGUCCUCCAGGCACUGCUGUCCUUCCUGGAGAAGAAGGGCAUCGACUCGGAGGGCAUCCUGCGGGUUCCGGGGUCCCAAUCCAGGAUUAAGAUGCUGCAGCAGAAACUGGAGAGCACUUUUUACUCUGGGGACUUCAACUGGGAUGAGGUGAGCCCCAACGACGCGGCCGCCUUGCUGAAGAAGUUGAUCCGCGAGCUGCCGUCGCCGCUGCUGAGCGCCGAGUAUCUCAACACGUUCAGCGCCGUGCGCGACAUUCCUGAGCUGAAACAGAAGCUUCACAUGCUAAACCUGCUGGUCAUACUGCUUCCGGAAGCCAACCGGCACACACUGAAGGCGCUCCUGGAGUUCCUCAGUAAGGUGGUGUCCCGGGAGAAGCGGAACCGCAUGAACCUGUGGGCCGUCUCCACCAUCAUGGCGCCCAACCUCUUCUUGCACAAGGCCGUCCCCAGUCGGCUGACGGAGGGCAUGGAGAAGGGGCAAGCGGAGAGGGCAGCUGACAUCAUGAGGCUGCUCAUUCGCUACCAGGACCUGCUCUGGACGGUACCCAACUUCCUGAUGAGCCAGGUCCGCAAGCUGAACGAGAACAGCAGCCGGCGGUACCAGUUCUACGAUAAGCGCAUCAAGAACCUCCUGAGGAAGAUCCACACAGACAGCCGAGACAAGCCGGAGAAGCCUCCCUCAGAGCCCUGCCGAACCGUGAAGAUUCAGGUGGGCGACAUCUUGAGCAGCUCCGUUGAGGUCCACCUCAACAUCAACUCUCGCGCGGCAGACCUGCUGGCCCAGGUCCACCAAGACUUGUGCCGUUCUGACAGUGGCAAAGGGCUGAAAAGAAACGGCUGCUUCACCUACCAUGACUGUGCCAUUUAUGAAGUGGGCGGGAACAUUGGUGAGCACUGCCUGGAUCCCAACACCCACCUGCUGGACCUGUACAACAGCAACCCGGGGGGAGAGUGGGUGAUUAAGCUGAAAUCGGCAGCUAACAGAGGCCUCUGAGGAUAGAUCCAGAGACCCCACCCCGGCAACAGCACUUCGCUACUUUGAAUCCCUUGUGGGAAAAUCCUGACAUAACUGCUAUGGCCCUACCCCCGCCACUAGCGUGCGGAGACUGAGUGUGCGGCAGCCCACCAAGGGCUCCACCAAGGGGCUCCUCCAGGCGAUGGCGCUGGCAAGACAGGAGGAAACCUUCUAGAAACAUCUCUGAUGGACAUGAGAGGGAGGGGGCUUGGACAUGUGUUUCAAAAUCAGGCCGCCGUCCCCAAAGCUCUAUGAUCACCAUGACUUAUUGUCACAUGGAGAGGAAGGUCCGUAUUCAUGAAAGCUGCCGUCUUGGACCUCUGCAGGAGGUCCCCUGGAACAUGGACAGACAGUCCGAACUGCAAUUCCUCCAUGGACUCCUAGUAAGACAUUCCUUCUGUUAAAGAAGAACCUUCUUGAACAUUAACUGGGACAACGAAGCUGGACUUCUGCUUUUUCCUGCGAUUGAACGUUUUUUAAAAUAUUGCCUCGCGCAACCUAUUUAUGAAUGUUGUCAAGAAUGUUUGCGCGGAUAUUUAACUGCAGAGAAAUUCUCACGAAUGCGACACACAUGCGAAAGUCAUUAAGCCCUUAUUCUUCCUCUCCUUUUUCGUGUCGUACAUCGUUCGUAUUACCUGAGGUUCGUCUUAAUCGAUGUCUCCUAUAUAAACCGCAUGAAAUGUCAGUGUAUAUUAAACAGAAUCAACUCAAA